CGUGCCAUUGUGCGCUUGCGCUUCAGUCCGGUCGCCGCACGGUGUUGAGUGCGGAUUCAAGCUACGCGCCAACACAUUUAAGGUUUCGAACAAUGACGACAGCAAGCGUGUUGCUGACUGUGAGCACCUGGAGCUGCGGGGGCGACAAAUGCGAACGCGAGGUGGUGGGACGCGCCGCGCGCUCCUUGGCGGCUGUGGCGGCGCGCGAGCUCCGUGAAACUCCCGCCACCAGGGAACAGGCGCUCCGGCUCAUGAGGGAGUGGCUCCGACAGAAUAAGGACGUCACCAACGUACGACAAGAUGAAUCUUUCUUAUUGCGAUUCCUGAGACAGAAGAAAUACAGCAUACCCAUGGCACAACAGACAUUAUUAAAAUACCUGAACCUGCGCAAGUUGUACCCGGAAGGUUUCUCACAAUUAGACUGUGAACACGCAAACAUAAGAGAGAUCAUAAACAACGGGUACAUAAUGGUGUCUCCGGUGCGCGACAACAUGGGUCGCCGGGUCAUAGUCUACAGCAUAAGUAAAUUUAACGCGAGCAAGUUCACGUGUUGGGACAUGUGCCGGGCGCACGCGCUGGUAUACGAGACGUGUCUGGAGGAGCCGACGGACCAGGUGUGCGGGUUCACGCACGUGGGCGACGUGGCCGGUGCCAGCGCCUCGCACGUGACCGCCUGGAACCCGACCGACUUCGCGCGCCUCAUCAAGUGGGGAGAGCAAUCUUUACCGAUUCGCCAUAAAGAAUGUCACCUGAUAAAUCUCCCGGCGACCGUGCGCUACGUCAUCGACUUUGCAGCCAGCAGGGUACCUCCCAAGAUGGCGGCGAGACUGAAAAUCCACCAUAACCUCAAAUCCCUGCACAAGCACAUCGACACAGCCUGCCUGCCUGCCAGCUUCGGCGGCGCCAUACAGACCGAGGACAUGAUCCAGCACACCAAGACACUGCUCAGCGAGCACAGGAACAAGCUGCUCUCUCUGGACAACAUGGAGAUCCUCAGCUCCAAGGGCAUCGUCACCUCUCGGAGUAAGACCACACAUAACCCUGACGCCGUCGAAGGCAGCUUCCGAAAACUAGAAAUCGAUUAAAUCGUUUGUUUAAGACUAUUAGUGUAUAUUUUUAUAAGUCUGAUGAUUCGAGUAGUUCUAUUAUUGGAAUUCCAAUUAGUAAAUAGUGUAAUUAAGUUAGGGACAUAUGAGUUACUGGGACAGCUCGUGUACGAAUCAGAAUAAUGAGUAAAAAAUAUGAAUCUCUCUUUCUUGGUACCUAAUUUUCAACUGUCUCAUUCGGAUGAAGCUACUUCUUACCGUUGUGCAUAAACAUAAUAAAUAGGUGAGACCAAAUAUGUUUAAACCUACAUUAAUCAUAACGUAAUUUUCAACACACAUUAAGCACCCAUCUUAUACGAAUUAAUAGGUCAUAAGGGCACUCUUAGGACCGGUUGCAUCAAACCGUCUGUCACCGUUAAACCAUUCGUAAAAUUUUAUUGUAUGGGAUUUUCCACAGAAGUCUGUUGCCUGACGAUGAUGUGUCUGUCAAAUGUGGGUGAUACAACUGGCCCUAAGACGUACAUCUUCAAGGGAUGCGUAGUCUUACUGUAGGUGUAGGAACAACUAUGUAGAAUAUAAUAGUGUGAGUGUGGCCUAUCACACUACAGAACAUAAGUAUUUUUUUAAACUUAUAAGGACAUCCGGAAUACAUAAUGUGGUCCACGAUCCUCACUCCUCAGUAGUAGUAUUGAGCAGGCGACGCAAGGAAAGAAUCAAAUUCAAAAAUCCGGUCAAGAUUUUUGUGUUUUUAACCCCCGACGCAAAAACGAAGGGGUGUUAUUUAUAAGUUUCACGUGUCUGUAUGUAUGUGUGUGUGUCUGUCUGUGGCAUCGUAGUUCCCGAACGAAUGAACCGAUUUAGAUUUAGUUUUUUGUGUAUAAAAGCUGAAUUAGUCGGGAGUGUUCUCAGGCCCUGGUUUCUCUGGCCCGCCACACGCGACCGGCGGCGUCUAGAUGUGUGUCGAACGCUGUGCCACACGCCGUCGGUCGCGGGUGCGUGGAUUCUCUGGCCCUCGGUCACCCGUCGCCGGCGACGCGGCUCAGAGGCUCUGGUAUUCGCGCUGUGCCCGCGAUUGGAACUGUUGUGUUGUGUGCUCUGAGCAAUAUGAACGCAAAAAUUCUUACAUUAUUACUGUUAGAGGAGGAAGAUGAUGAAAUACUGAUUUUAUCCCUUAAAAUAGUAAAUAAACACUUACCUGGAA
This is a messenger RNA of Leguminivora glycinivorella, 2247 nucleotides long. Its product is annotated as retinaldehyde-binding protein 1-like. Gene Ontology annotation, molecular function: phosphatidylinositol bisphosphate binding. Lineage: Eukaryota; Metazoa; Arthropoda; Insecta; Lepidoptera; Tortricidae. The record is from RefSeq and is a predicted model, not a curated record. The coding region runs from base 93 to 1085 and encodes 330 amino acids. Gene Ontology annotation, cellular component: membrane. The transcript is spliced from 7 exons.